Messenger RNA from Leptidea sinapis, 3196 nucleotides. RefSeq names its product diacylglycerol O-acyltransferase 1 (gene mdy). Gene Ontology annotation, cellular component: endoplasmic reticulum membrane. Gene Ontology annotation, biological process: triglyceride biosynthetic process. Gene Ontology annotation, molecular function: diacylglycerol O-acyltransferase activity. The transcript is spliced from 11 exons. NCBI's taxonomy places the organism in Eukaryota, Metazoa, Arthropoda, Insecta, Lepidoptera, Pieridae. The record is from RefSeq and is a predicted model, not a curated record. The coding region runs from base 325 to 1788 and encodes 487 amino acids.
UAGGUUAUGUUAAAAAGUUUUUUUACAAGGUUAUAGCCGUCAUCUGUCAAUCUAUCAAAUACUGCUCACUGCACGUUUCAUUCGUAUAAUCGAGUAAAUCGCUUUUUUCAAAGUUUUGCUAGGCUGAUACUUGUUGUUUAUAAUUAUUAUGGCAAAUAAUUAGGUAUUUCAUAUAAAAAAUGAUUGAAUUGAUUGUUUAUUGUAUUAAGAAUUAAAAUCUGUAUAUAGGUACAGAGGUAUUGAUAUCAGUUAAACUAUACCUUACAACGGAAUUGUAAACAAUAACAGAAUACGCAAAGUCCAUGCUUACCUUAAAAAUUUGAAAUGGGGGCAAAAUUAGAAGAUAAUUCUUUACGAUACCGCAGAGCUCAGAGUGUUACGAAGGCUGAAGAAAUCACGGAAAAAGAAAAGAAAGCUCGACGUCUCCAAUUAGAUCGACCAUGUCACAAACCGAGAGAUUCAUUAUUCUCAUGGAGCUCAGAAUUUACCGAUUUCACUGGUCUGGUGAACUGGGGCUUUCUUAUGUUAACAAUUGGUGGUCUUCGCUUGUGCCUUGAAAAUUUUUUAAAAUAUGGAAUACGUGUCAACCCCAUUGAAUGGAUCAUACUUUUAACUGGCUAUAACGAAGGGAAUAGCGAUCAGUAUCCUUCGAUAGUGUUAUUAAUAUAUAGUGUUGUGCCAGCUGUUACGAGUCUUUUAAUUGAGAAAGCAAUGGUUGUGGAUAUCCUGUCAGAAAAAAUUGGCGUAGUAUUGCAAAUACUAAAUAUUCUGUCUACAAUCAGCCUACCAGUGUUGGUGCAUAACUUUAGCAGUCAGGAGUUUAGUUUUGUGGGUAUAACAACAGUAUGCACAAUAUAUUUGAUACUGUUCCUAAAGCUGUGGAGCUAUGUCCAAACAAACCAUUGGUGCAGGAAUGGCUCAAAAGGAAAACAUGUAAAGAAUACAAUGCGCAGGCAAAGUCUCUCGGCACCUAAUUGGAAUCAACUUGUUAACGCUGAUAGUGACCAAACUGCAGAAAGUGAGAAGGACGAUGACUUAGUGACUGGCAUCGUGAGCUACCCGGAUAACAUAAACCUCCGAGACUUGUUCUAUUUCCUGUUGGCGCCCACACUCUGCUAUGAACUAAACUUCCCUCGUACUACAAGGAUCAGGAAAAGGUUUUUGAUCAAACGGAUUGUGGAGGUGAUAUUUGGAAUAAACCUGAUUAUGGCUUUGUUUCAACAAUGGAUGAUCCCGUCCGUCACGAACGCCAUGGAUCCCUUCUCGAAAAUGGACUAUAUAAGAAUAGCCGAGAGAUUAUUGAAACUGGCGGUCCCCAAUCAUUUUAUAUGGCUCUGCUUCUUCUACCUGUCGUUCCACUCGUUCCUCAACCUGGUGGGCGAGGUGAUGCACUUCGCGGACCGCAACUUCUACAACGACUGGUGGAACGCGCGGAACAUCGCCGUAUUCUGGAGCACGUGGAACAUGCCUGUGCACAUGUGGGCGGCGCGACACGUGUACGUGCCCAUCACGGAGAUGGGAUACACCAAAGGGGUUGCCAGUAUUGUUGUCUUCUUCAUAUCCGCCUUCUUCCAUGAAUACCUCGUGAGUGUUCCUCUACAGAUGUUUAGGAUCUGGGCCUUCCUCGGUAUGAUGGCUCAGCCCCCACUCUCAGUGAUAUCCCGGUUCAUUGGCAAGCGGUUUGGUGCUCGGUGGGGCAACAUCAUAGUCUGGAGCUCACUGAUACUGGGGCAGCCCCUUGCUAUCAUGAUGUACUAUCAUGACUACGCAUUAGCUCAUUACAAAUAACUAUUAAUUACAAAUUAAUUAGGCAAAAAAACAAAAACAUUACAAAUAAAUAUUAUUACAAAUUACAUUAGGCACAGGCAUUUAUUAAUUAUUGCCUAAAACAAGCAUUUUGUUAAAUUGAACUGCACUGAACAAAAAUAUGAAAUUAAUACAGGAAUGAAAUUAUUUAUAAUUAAUAUUUACCGGCAUUGCAUUUUGAAAUCAUUUGCAUUAUAUACAAAUUACCUAAUUUAAGUUUUAAAAUUGUUAAAAAAAAUUUUAUAUUAUGAUUACAGGCCAGCAUGAUAUUUUUUAGUUGUAGUUUACAUGGGAUUUUGUUUUAGUAUUAUGUAGUUGUACUUGUAAUUAAGUUAUACAGUGGGUACUUUCACGGCCUUACAAAUAAACUUGGUAUAAAGUUAUAACUAAGCAUAAACAAAGAAUAUGCAAAAUGUUUACAAUAUCGUUGACAACACUGUCAAUACAAUGAUAAUUCUGAAGUUUUCCGAAUGACAAGCAGCCUUGCAAAUAAACGCGGGAAACGUUAUACGUCCGAAUAAAGCAAUCGUAAGCAAAAUGUCUAUUUGUAAACAUUUUGCAUUUUCUUGGUUUAUGAUUAGUUAUAACUUUAUACCAAUUUUAUUGGUAAGGCCGUAAUUAUUUCAGUAGUUAAUAUUGGGUAAGGUUUAAGUGCUCAACAACAAUAUUUACCAAAAAGAGUCAUUGAUACUAAGUGUAAUUGAAUUAAAGAAUUGAACAUUAUUAGAACAAUAAAAUGAUGGUACUCUGCUAAUUAGUAUUGCCAAAGAAAUACACACAAAAGUACAAAUGAAAGUAUACAAAAUAUAAAUUAUAAUGGUGCUUAAUUUUUUAUUUAUUUAAUGGCAAGGGAUGCAAAUUUGUUCUUCAGGUAGUCUCUACUUGCCUAGUACUUUUAAUUAAAAAAGUGAAAUAAUGUUGCCAUAUCUUAAAAGUAAUAAUUGAAUAUGUAUAUGGGUUUCAUAUAAUAUUUUUAAACAUAUAGAUAGUUACAGAAAUUAUUAUGUAUUUAUUUUAUAAAAAAGGGUUGUAUUUUUUACACUAUAAAGGAAAUAUAUAACAUCCAAUAUUUUUAUAUGAUUAUAUUUAUUAUAUCGGAUAUUUAUGAAAGACUGAUAUAACUGAGUUAACAGCUAUAUUUAUUGUGAUAAUUAUUGCCAUUUUGGAUUUUUGUUAUUAAAGUUGCAAAUCUAUAUUAUAUUUUGUUGAUUAUAUUUUGAAAUUAUAUAUAAAUCAUACUUUGUUACUUUUUUUAAUGUAAAAUGUAACAGUUGAUCUAUUUACAAUUUAUAUUAUAACUGAAUUAUAAAGAAUAGAGAUUUUAAAUUAUUUUUAUAGUUCUUGAAUGUUUUGAAUUAAUUUUAAUUUUAAUAAAACUUUUUGAUAUUUA